This is a messenger RNA of Talaromyces rugulosus, 1644 nucleotides long. RefSeq lists its product as uncharacterized. The transcript has 3 exons. The record is from RefSeq and is a predicted model, not a curated record. Gene Ontology annotation, biological process: regulation of DNA-templated transcription. Lineage: Eukaryota; Fungi; Ascomycota; Eurotiomycetes; Eurotiales; Trichocomaceae. Bases 1 to 1644 code for a protein of 547 amino acids. Gene Ontology annotation, molecular function: zinc ion binding; DNA-binding transcription factor activity, RNA polymerase II-specific.
AUGCUUAACGAACCCGUAUUGGCCCGCUCAAAAGGCCGUGUUGGCCAGACAAAGUCCAAGAACGGCUGUUUGACUUGCAAGAUUCGUCGAGUAAAAUGCAGCGAAGAGCGGCCGCAGUGCCAUCGCUGCACUAGCACCGGCCGUAAAUGCGAGUACAAAGCUGUCACAGGCCACGAUUUUAGGUCAUGGAGUCGCAAUUCUCCAACUUCCCGGAGCCCGUCAAGUAGCUCGCAGAGUCCGCCGCUGAUUGUUGCGUUGGACUCGCAUCCGCUAGCAGCCAACGGGUCCUCCUUUAGGGGUGGUUGCUCGUUGGAGCUACGAGCGUUUGAGUAUUUCUUUAUGAGGGGGCUUUCGAUCUUUCCGAGAGCGACUGAUAAUCGCUUUUGGAAGACGUGUAUCUUGCAGGCGUGCCACGCGGAGCCUGUUAUUUGGGAUGCAGUGAUAUCGCUCAGUGCUCUCUUCGAGCACCCGCAGUACUCCAAGGAGCCCGUACGUGGCUUGAGAGGCGCUCCACGCAAUAGCCCAGGAACGCCCGCCAAAGACCCGGCCCAUCAGCAAGCGCUGGUGUGGUAUAGCCGGUCAUUGUCAAAGCUAAGAACAAGCCUCGACAAGGGUAUGGUAAACGAUACCGUUCUGCUGGUCAGCUGUAUUCUUUACAUCUGCAUUGAGCUUUUGCAAGAUAAUGUGACCGAAGUCCUCCAGCUCUAUCAUCAUGGAACUGGUAUCAUGUCGAAUCGCAAGGCGGCCUUGAUGGAGGAAUGCGUUGCGCCUUUGUUCUACAAUUUCAGUGCUCUAGCCACCUGCAUGGAUUAUAUCCCCACGGGAGCGGCUGCCCCACAGCUUGAGGCCCUCGAAAUAUCCGACCGUUUCUCGAGUCUGGAAGAAGCCGAAGUUAACUUGCACCGGUUCCUAUCGCGCGGCGUAACCCACAUCCGGGCAUCGGAGCAGGUCCUCCUUUUCGAAGAGAACGUCCCGGCAGAGCGAAUAGCCAAACUCGAAGCCGAAAAGCAGUUCCUUUGGGACGAACUAGCAAAAUGGUACCAGACUUUUUGCGCCAUGGGCUUCACGCUAGAAAGCAACAAUACAACCCCUGCCGAGAAAUACGUAACCGCAAAACUCCUCCAAGCCCAUGCGACAUUCCGUGUCUCGAUAGCGACUUCAAUGGUGCUUUCUGAAAUGAGGAACGAUUCGCUCACAGCCGAGUUUGAGGAUAUUGUGCGUUAUGGACGGUUUGGGAUCGAGGCAACCCGGUAUCCCGAUGGAACGCAGCCGCCGUUUUCGUUGGAGACGAGCAUGGCGCUGCCGAUUUUCGUGUGUGCUACAAAGUGUCGCGACUAUCGUAUUCGUCAUCAAGCUUUGGAGCUGCUACAGGAAGCGCCGCCUGUGCAGGGUCUUUGUAAUGCGGCAACGCAUGCUGUGAUGGCGGCAAAAGUCAUUGCACUUGAGGAAGAAGCUGCUGCUGCUGCUGCAGUAGAAUUGGUUGACGGGGAAAUGUUUAUCCCAGAAGAAUGCAGAAUCUCGCAUUUUUUUAUUAAACCAGGGGAAAGCGAGACUGGUGAGGAUAUGUGGGUUUUGCAGUAUAUGAGAAACGUCCCCCGGGAAGACGGCGGGUAUCAGAUUGUGACGGAUUUGUCGCCUUUUUGA